Closterium sp. NIES-67 is the source of this 585-nucleotide messenger RNA. The record is from the annotation of a GenBank genome assembly. NCBI's taxonomy places the organism in Eukaryota, Viridiplantae, Streptophyta, Zygnematophyceae, Desmidiales, Closteriaceae.
AAAUAUCUCAAGGACUUAAGCGUUUCUGAAGUGUAACACUGUACUCGAGGAAGAUUACAGGGGAGCACGCGAGUCAACGGAGGUUACACGAGGGGGCGGACAAAGAAUGCGAAAGGACUCGAAAGGUCGCAACUGGAGGUUGCGACUGACCGUUACAACAUCACGGAUGUACAAGGGUUCAACUGCCUCAACUUCCGCUGCACUACUCCAAGUCUCAAGUCUCUACAGCUGGGACUUAGUCUCUGCAAAAGAUCCUAAGGGCUUUUCUCAGCCCAACAUGGGGAGCACGCGAGUCAACGGAGGUUACACGAGGGGGCGGACAAAGAAUGCGAAAGGACUCGAAAGGUCGCAACUGGAGGUUGCGACUGACCGUUACAACAUCACGGAUGUACAAGGGUUCAACUGCCUCAACUUCCGCUGCACUACUCCAAGUCUCAAGUCUCUACAGCUGGGACUUAGUCUCUGCAAAAGAUCCUAAGGGCUUUUCUCAGCCCAACAGAGCAUUACACCCUCGUUGCACUUUUGAAUCACAACAGUUCCUUUUAUAAGACAAUUUUCCAUUUAUAAGAAACACACAACCCUCCC